AAUAACGUUCGCUGCAACACGAUGUUUGUUUACUUCGUUUUAUCUGCGUUUAAAAAUAAAUUCAGAGGAAAGGAAAGUUGUUCAAGAGUAAAAGAGAUGGAAAUGGAAUACGUGCAAGCAGACAAAUAGACUUGCUACCGCACAAACUCGAAACGGCUGAGCGUUGUUUACAAGGUUCAUUUCAUGGUGGAUAGAGGGUCUAUUUUGUUGCGCAAAAAAACUCAGGUAUUUGAUACGUUGGUGCUGCUGAAUUGUUUACAAUAAUUUGGUGGAAAGAAAACUGAAAGAUUGUUGGACUGAGCACUUGUGUUUUGUACGUAACGAACGUUAUUGCAUCGUGAAAAUCGGCUGUUUUCGUUGUUAGUGUUUUCAUUCAGCUGAGCAAAAUGGCUCAUAAACAGAACGAAGUUGAGUUUGAUGUGGACGUCGAAGACGACAAUGAAACCGACAUCGAUAAAGAAGUUAAAAAGGAAUUGGAAACUAAAUCCGUUACGGCAGUCAGUGAUGUCCAGUCCAAACAUAAGUCUAAAAAAAUGUUUGGCAAACAAGUUAUGGUUACAGGACAUAUUCACUCUCCGAGGUUGUGGAAAAAUAGUAGACGUUCGAGGAAUGGAUAUGGAAGAGGCCUGCCUAAGAAGAAGGGCGCAGGAGGAAAAGGAGUCUGGGGUGUUCCUGGUUCAGAAUUACUGGAAGCUGAUGAAGAUGUGAAUGAUCCAAACUAUGACAAUGAAAACAUGAACAACGGUGCAUACCUACAUGCUGUAAUACCUGAUGAACCCAAUAUAGAACUCAAGAAAUUACUGGAACCAUUCAUUCUAGAAUAUUUUGAGCAUGGAAAGACUUGUGAAGUAGCUCAAGCAGUUGAAAGGUACAUUCCUUUGAGUAGAAGGAAUGUUAUUGUCGAACAGUCAAUAGAAAUAGCAAUGGAUCAUAAAGCAUCUCAUAGAGAACUGACAUCAAUUUUGAUUGCUGAUUUAUUCAGUGAUUGUAUUACUGUUCCAGACAUAACCAAGGCUUUUGAAAACAUUCUUGCUGAUAUAGAUGAUCUUGUACUAGACAUUCCUGAUGCUCCAACAUUGAUUGGUAAUUUCAUAGCGAGAGCAAUUGCUGAUGAAUGUAUUCCUCCCAAGUUUAUAGAUCAGACAAAGAAGAAAAGUGAUGGUGAGAAAUUCCUAACUGCAUUAGACCAUGCAAAAGUUCUUAUCAAUAUGGACCAUGGCUUAAGCAGACUGCACAAUGUAUGGGGAUUUGGUGGAGCGCUAAGACCUGUCAAAUCCAUAACUAAACGAAUGAUACUAGAUCUGCAAGAAUUUGUUUAUUCUAGGGAUAUUGAAGAAGCUUCCCGUUGUCUGAAACAACUGGAGGUUCCACAUUUCCAUCAUGAAUUUGUGUAUGAAGCUAUAAUUAUGGCCUUAGAAGCUAAUAAAGAAGACACAGAGGAAGCCCUUUGUAAUCUAUUGCGUUCCUUUGCUCGAGAGGUUCUGAUUACUACAGAUCAGAUGGAGAGAGGUUUUUUGCGUGUGUACGAUGACCUUUCUGAUAUAGAAACAGAUGUUCCUCGUGCCUAUUUUAUUUUAGAACGAUUUGUUGGUCGUUGCCGCAAAGCAGGAUUUCUCAAUGAAAAUAUUAUUCAAAAUAUGCCUUCUAGAGGGCGUAAACGAUAUGUCUCCGAAGGAGAUCAAUUCAUUAAGGAAAAUAAGAAGGACAAAGAAGAUGAAGAAAAAGACAAAGAAGACAAAGAAAAAUCAAAAUUAAAGGCAAUUCUUAGCUUGAAAGGAAAGUAAUUGUCUAUUUAUGCUUGUUAUUUUUGGAAUAUUCGUACUAGGUGAUUUUUGAGUUUGAAUUAAUUUAAGGAUUAUAGGAUUAACAGCAAAUUCAUUUCAAACAGUAGAACUGUCUAUUUAAAAAAAAUUACUAACCGCCACAAACUCAACAUAAAUAUUGAUUUUGUCUACUCUGAUAUUAUAUGUACUAUUUUAUUUGAAGUUAUGUUACUCAAAAAUCACCCUUUAUUCUUGACAUUUUGCAACUAUAUUUUUUUCACAAUAGCACCAAGUGCUGUAGGUACACAUUCAAAUGUUACUUUUAUUUGUAUUUGUUCAUCUAUGAAAUAAAUAUUAUUUCAAGUUAAAA
This is a messenger RNA of Harmonia axyridis, 2133 nucleotides long. RefSeq names its product programmed cell death protein 4 (gene Pdcd4). Gene Ontology annotation, biological process: negative regulation of DNA-templated transcription. The record is from RefSeq and is a predicted model, not a curated record. NCBI's taxonomy places the organism in Eukaryota, Metazoa, Arthropoda, Insecta, Coleoptera, Coccinellidae. The transcript has 2 exons. Gene Ontology annotation, cellular component: nucleus; cytosol. The coding region runs from base 387 to 1784 and encodes 465 amino acids.